Molecule: messenger RNA, 2163 nt
Organism: Coregonus clupeaformis (lake whitefish)
Lineage: Eukaryota; Metazoa; Chordata; Actinopteri; Salmoniformes; Salmonidae
Gene: muc13b
Product: mucin 13b, cell surface associated
Exons: 12
Coding region: 104-2077 (657 amino acids)
Biological process (GO): cell-cell junction assembly
Source: RefSeq, a predicted model, not a curated record
ACACAACAAGGAAGACCACCUGGCGACGCACCUAGAAGUCGUAGUAUUUAUCGCCUGUCGCAGUUUUUUGGCCUGAAGAAAGUUUUUCCUUUACUUUCAUGAGAUGAGCAAGAUGUUCGUCGUUAGACUUAUUCUCUUUUUCUGCCUUGCAGUGGCCGUUUUCGGACAGACACCAACAACAGCUCCAACAGCAUCAACCGAAUCUCCAACAACAAAGGAUCCUACACCAACAACAAAGGAUACUGCAGCAACACCAACAACGAAUGAUACUGCAGCAACACCAACAACGAAGGAUACUGCAGCAACACCAACAACGAAUGAUACUGCAGCAACACCAACAACGAAGGAUACUGCAGCAACACCAACAACGAAGGAUACUGCAGCAACACCAACAACGAAGGAUACUGCAGCAACACCAACAACGAAUGAUACUGCAGCAACACCAACAACGAAGGAUCCUGCAGCAACACCAACAACGAAGGAUCCUGCAGCAACACCAACAACGAAGGAUCCUACAGCAACACCAACAACGAAGGAUACUGCAGCAACACCAACAACGAAGGAUCCUUCAGCAACACCAACAACGAAGGAUCCUGCAGCAACACCAACAACGAAGGAUACUGCAGCAACACCAACAACGAAGGAUCCUGCAACAACAACAACACCAAAUCCCUGUGACUCAAACCCAUGCAAUGGCGGUAGCAGCUGUCAGCCAGGCUAUGUAUCCCACUUCACCUGUCUCUGUAUUGCUGGCCAAACAUACUCUGAGGCAAGUGGACUCUGUGAGGAAGCCAAGGUCUUCCCUGGAUCUCUGACCCUGACUAAUUUGCUCUUUAACGAAGAAAUGAACAACUCGGCAUCAAAACAAUUCAACGAGACAGCUGCCACGUUCAUUGAUUUGAUGGAGAAGGUUUUUGAAAAUCACAUCGGCUACAUUGAUUCCACAGUGCUGAAGCUCAGCAGAAUGAGUGAGGGUUCGGCUCGUACCUUCUGGUCACGUGAAUCAGCAGGUGUCAGCGCGACCAUGGAGAACAAUUUUAAACUCAACUCCGUCAUCGACGAAACCAUCAUCAAAGGAAUUAUAGAAAAUGCUAUUCAAGACUGUAAAAAAGGGGGUGCCCAUUGUUUAGAUGAUGUGUUCAUACAUGCGAAAUACAAAGAAGCCAAACAGUGUGAAUCGUCUCGGAAACCUUGUGAGGACACUUCAACUAUUUGUAAUUCUGUGGGUGGUAGACCUAAAUGUGACUGUCGGACCGGUUACGUGAAAACGGAAUACUCUAUCAGAACAUGCAAAGCUUGUGAAAGUGGGAAAGCAGACGGCAAUGUGUGCCAUGAUUGUUCAUUUGGUUAUUCGGGAUUAAACUGCAGUGAAUCAUGGAAGUUGAUACUGGUGAUUGUCGGCACUGUUCUUGGUGCACUGCUACUCGUCACACUAAUCCUGCUGCCAGUAGUUGCACGCAAGACACCCAAGAAGAGCUCCUCCAAGAAGUCCUCUAAGAACGCUGAGGUUCCUACCUACACCAGCCCCUAUCCCGCCAAGGACUUCAGGGCAUCGGCCUUAACCAAUGGGGGGGUGACCAAUGCCAGUUCAGGUUUUGCGGGCGUACCCAAGAUCCCCCGGGCCAUGCCCAACAAUAACAGCAGCUGGGACCGUGGCAGCAACCUGGAGAUGACGGAGAGCGGCAGCAGACAGGCACUGGUGACCAGGGGAGACAAAGGAGGGAUUGGUGGCUACCAGAACCCUGAUGACACAAGGAGCUUCAACACCAGGAACCCCUACCAGAGCAGAGGUCAGGGCAGCAACCCCUACCAGAGCGGAGGUCAGGGCAGCAACCCCUACCAGAGCGGAGGUCAGGGCAGCAACCCCUACCAGAGCGGAGGUCAGGGCAGCAACCCCUACCAGAGCGGAGGUCAGGGCAGCAACCCCUACCAGAGGGGAGGUCAGGGCAGCAACCCCUACCAGAGCGGAAGUCAGGGCAGCAACCCCUACCAGAGCCGACCCCAAGACGACAACCCCUACCAGAGCCAAGGCCAGGACAACCCCUACUUUACACACGACAAUGGAAGAAGAAACUGAAGACCCACUGGAACAGUCAACUAAGGAUACCAUUUUUUUCAGAACGCAAAUGCUUAGAAAUCAGAAAGCAAUAACAAUGGUUUUUG